CAGAAACCAGUGUAUAAAUUAUCCAGUGAAAGUUUCAAACCACCAUGACAGACGUCCAAGAAAGUACCUCCGAUGCCACGGAUUCCCCCGACUCCCCCAGCACGACCACCAACAAGUUCAACUGGAUUAAACAGCAGGCCAGGGCGCGGAACAACCCGUUCGUGAAGCCCCGACCCUCGCUCACCAGGGAGAGCUCAACAUCCGAGCUGUUCUCAAGGACGAACUCCAGCGCGGACUUCUUCCAGAGCUCGCGGCUGAAUCUGUUCGAUACAGCGCCGAAACCGGAGACGAAUGAGAGAUUUGGAAAGGGCGUAUCAUUCAUAGGAUGGCACCAGCGGUCGCGGCUGGAGCGAGUGCUGCUAGUGCUGACAGCUUUGCUGACGUUGGCAGUUUUUCUGACUACCUGCCUGCUGUUAGCCAUGCGGGGUCCCACGUACCUCCCCGUGCCACCAUGCUACCAACCUGAACCUAAAGAAAGCAGUGUCUGCCUGUCCAGCUCCUGUAUCUACACUGCCAGCGAGGUCAUCAGGGCCCUCGACGAGACCCAGAAUCCCUGCGAGGACUUCUACGAGUUCGCUUGUGGGGGCUGGAUGAAGAACAACCCUAUCCCAGAGGGCAAGUCGCAGUGGGGCAUCUUUAGCAAGAUCGAGCUUCAUAAUCAGCUCAUCAUAAGAUCUGCUUUAGAAAAUGUCAACAUUUCUGACAAAAAUGGGGGAGAGUACAAAGCAAGAGUGUACUACGAUGCAUGCAUAGACACGAAUGAGACCAUAGAAAAACUAGCGGAGAAGCCUCUAGUGGACGUGAUCAACAAACUGGGAGGCUGGCAUUUACUCGACAAUAAUAACAAUUCUUUGACCAACAGUACCAAUAAUAAUACUAUUUUAAGCAACGCUACCAAAAAUACUAUUAAGGAUUUCGAUUUGCAAGAGCUUCUUCAAAAUAUACAGAAUAAGUACAAUUUGGGUGGAUUAUUUAAUUGGGCGGUAACAGAAGAUGACCGGAAUUCAUCAAAAUAUAUUAUAGUUCUGGACCAAGGUGGUCUAAACCUCCCAACGCGCGACUACUACUUAAACAAAAGUGCUCACGCGAAAGUUCUCGAAGCCUAUCUCAACUACAUGACCAGAGUAUGCGUGCUCUUAGGCGCGAACGAGACGAAAGCUAAAGAGCAAAUGAGUAAGGUGAUCGAAUUCGAGACGGCUCUGGCUGGGAUAACUACUCCUUCUGAGGAUAGGAGGGAUGAAGAGGGCCUGUAUAACCCGUUCACGUUGAAACAGUGGCAGAAGGAAGCGAAUUUCUUGAACUGGACGGCCUUCUUCAAUGAUGCUUUUAGAUUAGUUGGGAGAAGUAUAUCCGAAAAUGAAAGAAUCGUCGUAUACGCGCCUGAAUAUUUCCGGAACCUCACUAAAGUAAUAAAGAAUUACACAAGAUCAAAAGAAAAGAAAACGAUUCUAAAGAACUACCUCAUCUGGCAAGUGUCUCGUUCCCUCUCAACGUACUUGUCUAAAUCUUUCCGAGAUGCCACCAAAAUUCUACGCAAGGCAUUGUACGGCUCUGAAGGCACGGAGGAGUCUUGGAGAUAUUGUGUUACAGACACUAAUAAUGCUCUUGGAUUCGCAGUCGGCGCCAUGUUUGUCCGGGAAGUGUUCCAUGGGGAAGCCAAGACGCAGGGCGAGCUGAUGAUCGACAACAUAAGAAACGCGUUCAAGAAUAACCUCAGGAACUUGGACUGGAUGGACUCGGAGACGAUGAAGGCUGCUGAGACAAAAGCUGAUGCUAUUACCGAUAUGAUAGGUUUCCCAGAUUACAUUCUUCAGAAAGAGGAAUUGGACAAACAAUACGAGGAGCUGACCAUCCACCCGAACGAGUACUUCCAAAACAACAUCGCAUUUAACCUGUUCAGCUUGAAAAACGACUUGAAGAAAUUGGAUCAGCCAGUCAAUAGGACCAAAUGGGGUAUGACUCCAUCAACGGUAAACGCGUACUACACUCCAACGAAGAACCAAAUAGUAUUUCCCGCCGGUAUCCUGCAACUGCCUUUCUACGAUGGUGACAACCCUAAGAGCGUCAACUACGGAGCUAUGGGAGUUGUCAUGGGGCAUGAGUUGACGCAUGCGUUUGACGACCAAGGACGGGAGUAUGACAGAUUUGGGAACCUGAACCAAUGGUGGAACAACGCUACCAUAAACCGCUUCAAGAAGAGAGCCAAGUGUAUCCAGGAGCAGUACUCCAGUUAUUCGAUGGAGGGACAGCAUUUAAACGGGAAGCAGACUCUGGGGGAGAACAUAGCAGACAAUGGAGGCCUGAAGGCAUCAUUCCAUGCCUACCUGGACUAUAGCAAGACGGAAGCCAAAGUGAACUUGACGCUGCCAGGACUGAAGUAUAACCAUAGACAAUUGUUCUUCAUCUCUUUUGCACAGGUAUGGUGUUCCUCAAUGACCAAAGAAUCUACUAAAAUGCAAAUAGAAAAAGAUGACCAUACUGUCGCAAAAUACAGAGUAAUAGGCCCAAUUUCUAACCUGAAGGAGUUUUCCAAGGAGUUCAACUGUCCCGUGGGCUCUAAAAUGAAUCCGAAACAUAAAUGUGAAGUAUGGUAAUGCUGAGCGGAUUGUUUCGCUGGUUUGGCGCGUUUUGAGAGCUUCAGUGCUGCUGCGUUCCUAUAUUUAAUACGCCUGAAGUAUGUUAUUGUUGAUGCGUGAAAAAUUAAACUCGCUUAACAAAAAUAUUAGCAUUUCGAAGGCUAAGACAGACAGUGUUUCUUCAAUAAAAUAUACUUAACAAAAAUUCCAGUAUAAAAACUGACAGUGACGUUUGAUGUGACACUGACAGUUGGGACAAGUAGUACAAUUCAGAACAAAAGUGCUUUAAGGCUGUGUUACACCUACCUUUAGCAUCCUAAAUGAUUGCAUCCUUAAAUAAAUAAAUAAAUAAAAUUAAUUUAAGCUUUCCUGGAUUAGGUGUCUAGAUCAUGUAGGAUGCUAUAUAAAGGAAGAUGUAGUGCGUCAUUUAAACCUAGUACUCAUAUUUAACAGUCCUCCAAGACUAGAAGGCAGCUUAUUUGUUAAAGUAAGAGAUUAUUGUAGGUAAAUAUUACCCUCCUUCUAUAAGAGAUAUAGUCGCACCAAUAAAAGUCUGCAGCGGAUUUGAUAGCCCACGCAGCGUAAGUGUUAUUUAUACGUCAUAAUUUCAUAGAAGUUUGACGUUUAAAAUGACACUUGCAUUGCUGGGGCAUCAAAAUUGCUGCAGACUUUUUACGGUCUGGCUCUAGCAGCCUUGAAAGACUACAGUCAGGUCUAUAAGUAUGAGUACCUACUAGGUUUUAAGAAUUAUAAUAAUUAUACUUAAGCUCAAUACACUCAUACGCUCGAAGUAUAAAGGUGGUGAAGAAAAGAUUUUGUAAAAUAAAAAAGUACCAAAUUUGAAUAUGCUGAAUCUAUUUAAAAUAAAAUGCCUCAAAUGCUUGUGAGAAUGAACGAUUGUUAUUUAUGAAAGGAUGUAGUAUGAUUGGGCAUUUUUAUAUAUCGUAGUAGUAUUACUGAGCUUAGAGUAGUCGUGAUGAAAACGGAUUAACGGGUUACUGGUCAAAUAUAAUCCAUGUAUAAUUAAGUUAAUGGAAAACACUAUACGAAACUUAUGCGUGCCAUCCUAUAAGUACAUGUAUACAUUUUGUAAGAAUAGGCGUAAUGGGUUUGAUGUUAUUUAUGGAAUUAUGUGAUCCUAAUUGACCGUAUUAUUAAUGUAACUUUUAUUAUACCUCUAUUAUCUCACUGUCAAGAUCUCACCAUCAAAUAUACUCGGUCAAGCAAAUCUCGUCAGUAGAAAAUGGCGCGAAAUUUAAAUUUUCUAUGGGAAGAAAUCCCUUCGCGCCUACAAUUUUCGAAUUUGCCGCCUUUUUCUACUGACAAGAUCUGCUUGACCAUCUAUAAUAGCUUGGAAUGAAACUUGGUUUAAAAGCUGAGAUCUUUAGACUAACGUAAUUUUAUGUCAAGUUGCCCUGAUAACUUUUUUGUUUAAAGCCCACGCCUGACCUUGAUGCGUUAUUUGGGAAAAUAUAGGUGUUUAAUUUCGUUUGGGAUGGGAUAAAAAAUACGCAGAGCCAAUAUCACUAAGUAAACUGAUAUAAUUAACAAUUGUAUAAACAAAUAAUUAUGUAUUAGCACAACAUUGCCACACAAUUACUUACAUAAAAACAACAUUUCAUUUUUGAAUAGGCGUAUUUUUAUUACAUAUAUGUAUUUGUAUAUUUAGGUGUAUGUGUGAUGUUUUGACGUACUUAAUUUUAAGCAAAUAUGUAACCGUAUGGUACAGUAAAAUAAUUUAUUUUCCUACCCACUUUUGUACCUUGUCACAAUGACAAUAGUAUGAGGUAUCUUUCUUUUCUUUUCAUAUUGAUUGUCACUGUGACAAGGUAGGAAAUGGGCUUGACAUUAAAUUCUUUGACUGUAGGUACGUAGUACCAUGUAUAGUUUUUGAAAUAACGAUAAGUAUGUAAACCAUUAUUAGUCAAACCUUGAUAAGUGGGAUAUAUCUCAGAUAAAAUAACUGUUAGGAUAUACUCUGGCAAACCUACUUCGUCAGGAGAAAGAGGCACAAUAUUCAAAUUUUCUAUGGGAGAACAACCCUUCGCGCCUACAUUUUUCAAGUGGCUCCCUAUCCGUCAUCGUCGUAACUCUCACAUACUUUCUUUUCUUUAUUCUAUACUUUUUAAUCCUGCAACUCCCCGCUAUCUCAAGGAACGUUUCCCUUAUGUAAAUUCUCUUAGAUCCUCUCAAAAUUUGCUCCUAUCUGUGCCAUCUUCCUCUUCCAAAUUCUAUAAUUGCUCAUUUACUUUUCGGGCCAUUCGACUAUGGAACUCCCUCCCUGUCGAGUUAAGACGUUCUCAAUCUAUUACCUCCUUCAAAUCAAACCUUAAGAAAUACUACCUUUCCCUACCUUAGUUUUUCAUUUUUAUAAUAUUGACACUGUUGUUUCUUUAUUUAAUAUAUACUUUUUAUGUAUGUCUAUGUAUGUUUAUGGUUAUACGUAUUUAAGUAUGUUUAUCUAUAGUAAUAUUUUGUAUUGUUAAGUUAUAUUCAAUUCGACUUUUCAUAUUUUUUUCUUUGCGCCACCUACCGUAUAUUCUAAUUCUUAUGUCUCCGAUACCCAAAGGUUGUCUGGAAGAGAUCGCUCUUAAGCGAUAAGACCGCCUGUUGUUACCUCUACUGUCUUUGUUUAUGUUAUUGUCCAUUUAUUGUAAACUACGUGUAUGUGAGGUGUGCAAUAAAGAGUAUUGUAUUGUAUUGUAUUGUAUUUUUAAAAUUUUCCGUCUUUUCUACUGACGGAAAUGCUGCCAAACUAUAGUUAUUUAGUUCACUAAACUUAAAAAUAAAAGUAAAUAUCAGCGAAGGGGUGAAUGAAGACACCCUUCAUAAAAUAUAAAAAGUAAAUCUAAAAAUGCUGGACAUUUUUACCGUUUUGUACAGUGCUCAUUUAAAGUACGAGAUACUUUAUACUAAGCAGUAGAACCAAAAUUGUCUUAUCCUUUUUAUUUCUUGUGCCACAUUUUGAUGAUAUUUCACUUCGCGUUAAAAGAAAAAAUAAUCAUAAAGGAUUUGUUACACCUCUCUCAAUGUAGAAUCUUAAAUGUUUUUGUUUCACCUUAUUUAGCUUACAAAUACGAUUAUCAUUUUUAAAAUUUGGUGCAUAUAACUUAAUAGAAUACUAUAUUUAGAAAGGUUGGCAGGCUCUUAAAUAUGAUUAUGAAUAUGAUGUUAAUAUGUAAUUAUAAAUUCCAUUUCUGUCUGUUUUAUUGAGACGAGUUAUCUGGAAAACGUUUAUGCAAUAUUCUUUUGCCAUUUUAGAUGUUAUAAUUAAGUCACUGAUAGAGUUUAUUUUGUUAUUAUUUACUCUUAUACCUUCGUAAUAAAUGGGUAUGUACAUUGUAGCCUUUUAAUGUAAAUUUUGUCUUUAGGGAAUAUAAAGAAAUGUUAGGGUACCUAUUAGUAACUCACACUAAUUUUAAUCAUCCAACUCUACCGAAGGUGUAUUUUAUCAAGCUACAAAAUAAAAUUUACAAUCUAAAAGUUAAAAUAAAUUGACUUAUAAUAUCUAAGGUCUUAGGGGCAGUACAGCCACAGAAAAAUAGUACUGCCGUACAGAAAGGAAACUUCCUACAAAACCGAAGUUUGAUAGCGGUUCAGGGUCGAAUCAUGCUGUCCCUUUCUAAUAUAUGGCACUAUCCCUUUCGGCUAUUUAUGGUUGUCACGCAAAGAGACGUCGAGUUGUGUCAACCCUAAUAAUUGCUCGGAGCAAUGCUGAGCCGAGCGGAGCCGAGUUUAGCCGAAGUCAGGGGUUUCGCAACACCUGGUACAGCGGUAUGACACCGCUACAACGCGAUGGGUUGAUGAGUUCGCAUCACGCGUGCGAUUGUUCGCAACUAGUUGCAUUAGACUGCACGAUGGUUCGAAUUCCUGAGUGACACCACUGAUAUAGUGUUUUUAGCGCCCGUAACGCCCGUCCUUAGAUAUUAUACGUCAAUGUGAAAAUAUAAAGCAGCAAUACUGACCAAAACGACACAUGCCAUUGGUCAGGUGCGUAUCAAAUGCAGUUAUACUACUAUACGCCUGUAAACAGAACUCUUAACUUGUUUCGUUAUAAAAUAUCGCCUGUUCAAGUAGUUUCGUACCCUGUAAUGCUAGGGGAUGUUAUUGGACCCCUGUACUCUUCCAGUGAUUAAGUUUUUACCUGACGGAGAUUUGUCCUUGACUCAAUUUGCAGACUUGCUAAUAUAAGAUUGGUUGCAUGGCAGGAUUGAAACAGUUUCCAGGCAGCCUUUAAAAGAGUACUUGAUAAGAGUUCAAUAUGGAUUGUUCCAAUAGCAAAUAAGUACAAUACGCGUAGGGAACACAUUUAAUGGCGACAAUAAACAUUUUGUCUCUCGAUGUUCCCCAUCCCUAAUAUUUACUGUAAAAAGUCGUUUUCCAUGUCUGUAUGCCAUAAAAUAUAAUAUUUAUAUUAUACUUAUAAAGUAGGUGACUCAAAUGUAAACCAUCAUUUCAUUGGAUAUAAGAAAAUUUUCUUUUGUUUAUUUAUACUUUACUAAAUAUAUGCGCGCGGGUAUAUUACCUAAAAUCUUGGCUGUUUUCAAACUAAUAAAUAUAAUCAGUAUUCAUAUUAAACCCAGUUUAGGAGCUGUACCACAUUUUGUUGUCUAUCCCAAUGAAUAGAUAUUUUUAUAUUCUGCCAACAUCUGGGAUUUAUUCAGUUGAUUUCCAGUUUAUAAUGGAAGAAUCACUGGAAAAUCGAUUUCGUUAAGCAUUCUAAUUAUUAACAAUUUUAAAUGUUAACGUGCUUUUGGUGUCUAAUAUAUUAAUUUUAAAGCUUUUGAGUUAUUAGUAAUCCAGCCUAGAUUGUCAUAAUCGACGUCAAUAUUUCCAUAUCACGUAUAACAAAUGUAAAUAGACAAGUCAAUAUUUAUUUAAAUAAAACAAUUAAAUAGUUAAUUUAACUCUAGACAGUAUUAAUCGGUUGCCAAAAACAUUGUAAUUGCUCCAUAGUCUUGCUAUACUACGGCAAAUAAUAAAGCGCCCAGUAAUGCCAAUAAUGACGCAAUACAUGGUUUUUAUUUAGUGUAAUUACUAGGAUAUCUGGAGUAACGUGUCGAUCAAAAAACAGACAAGACAACGCUUUUGUAUUAUUAUUUUCAAUGAUAACAACUCGAUAACAUUCUCAGUGAUGAUUAAUUUAAAAUAUAUACAAAUGUACCUAAUCGCUGAUAAAUCGUUUACAUUUAUUUUUGAUUUUUAUUGUUUACCGAUUUAAUGAGAAUCGUAAAUAUACAUUUUUAUUUAUAAA
Cydia fagiglandana is the source of this 7830-nucleotide messenger RNA. It is a transcript of the gene Nep3, whose product is annotated as endothelin-converting enzyme homolog. Gene Ontology annotation, cellular component: plasma membrane. Gene Ontology annotation, biological process: proteolysis. Bases 45 to 2594 code for a protein of 849 amino acids. Lineage: Eukaryota; Metazoa; Arthropoda; Insecta; Lepidoptera; Tortricidae. Gene Ontology annotation, molecular function: metalloendopeptidase activity. The transcript is spliced from 14 exons. The record is from RefSeq and is a predicted model, not a curated record.